GCCCCACCCCUUCUGAACGGGCUUACCUUUCCACCCCCUCCAUUCCACCCAGACAGCCCGACCCGCUCCUCAGCUCACCUCACGCCGUAACCUAAGCCAGGUUUUCCUCCUCCACCUCCACCUCCACCGGCAUCACCUCGGACGCGCGGCGGCGUGCAGCCAUGGCGAUGGUGGCACAGGCGGGCUUCGGCCUCACCCGCGUCGUCAUGCUCGUCGGCGCGGGCGUGGCCGGCUCCGUCGUCCUACGAAACGGCCGCCUCUCGGAGAUCCUCACCGAGAUACAGGAGUUUCUGGAGAAGGGGGAGAUGGGUAAGGGAGGAGGCGGUGGUGCGGACCACGGCAUCAACGACGCGCUCAACGAGGUGCGCCAACUUGCUAUGCAGGUACGCAAUCUAGGUUCUCCACGUUCGAUAACUGUUCUCAGUGGAGGUUCUGGACAAACAGGAGUAUCAGGACUAAUAGUACCUGCAGCAACUGUUGGAGCACUGGGUUAUGGUUAUAUGUGGUGGAAAGGCAUCUCCUUUGGGGACUUAAUGUAUGUCACCAAGCAAAACAUGGCUAAUGUUGUUUCAAGUAUGACUAAACAUCUGGAGCAAGUUCAGAGCUCUCUUGCUGCUGCUAAAAAGCAUUUGACACAACGCAUUGAGAAGUUGGAUGACAAAUUGGAUCAGCAGAAGGCGCUUUCUGGGCAAAUAAAAGAUGAUGUUACUGGCGCACGACUGAAGCUUGAGAAUAUUGGUUCAGAGAUUAAGAACAUCAAAGAAUUGGUCUGGGGACUGGAUGAGAAGAUGGAUUCAAUGGAAGCCAAACAGAAUUUUUCAUGCGCUGGUGUGAUGUACCUCUGCCAAUUCAUAGAGCAAAGUGGUGGGAAACUCCCUGAACGCCUGGAAGGCAUUAAACCAUCAGCGAAGCGAUUUGAAACAAUUGGCAUACAGGGGUUGCAACUAGCCAUAGAAACAGGGAAUUUUAGUGAUUUCAGCAAUGCUGAUUCCACUGACAAGAUAAGCAGGUCCAACUCGUUAAAGUCUGCCAACUAAUUUUCUUCGGGGUUGGCGAGACAUGUAUCCAGAUUCGUUACUUAGUGGAACAUUGUAAAGGGAGAUUCUUGCUGGAUAAAAUGUAAAGAGUCCCAGCCUUUUUGUUAUUUGCUUGCAGGAAGUGCUGUUUGUUAAAUUUGAAAACGUGUGCGAAGUAGUAGCUACUAUGGAAUCUAGACCAGAUGUUAUUCUGGCAUCACUUAUGCCUUGCAUUUUUAUGCAAUACUUGCCGUAAAUAAAUGGACGACACUUCAGUUUCCUUGAACCA
Aegilops tauschii subsp. strangulata is the source of this 1305-nucleotide messenger RNA. RefSeq lists its product as uncharacterized. Lineage: Eukaryota; Viridiplantae; Streptophyta; Magnoliopsida; Poales; Poaceae. The record is from RefSeq and is a predicted model, not a curated record.